Molecule: messenger RNA, 705 nt
Organism: Trichosurus vulpecula (common brushtail)
Lineage: Eukaryota; Metazoa; Chordata; Mammalia; Diprotodontia; Phalangeridae
Gene: TMEM247
Product: transmembrane protein 247
Exons: 3
Coding region: 1-705 (234 amino acids)
Cellular component (GO): endoplasmic reticulum
Source: RefSeq, a predicted model, not a curated record
AUGACAACAGAGGUCAAAGAGAUUCUGAAGGCUAGGUAUGAUGAGGGUAAGGGUUGCCUGGCUGAUCCAGUGUGUAAUAUCGAUCCUCCAGUUCCAGAAGACCUAGGGAUUUCUACGGUAAGAGAAUUGCCAUAUGUGACCCAAGACUCCUCCUAUGACUUCCUAGAGGACAGUGGGGCCAAUGUGGAGAGCAGCCCCCAAGAGGAAGUGAAGCAGAUCUUGGCCAUGGAGCCUCUCCCCUCGAAGCCGGCUCCAGGCAAAGGGCCGGCAGGCGACGAGCCCGAGCCUUCAGCAGGGCUCCGGGAGGAAGCGCCAGAGCGCAGCACCGACAUGGAUCUGGAGAAGGUGAGGAUGGAGUUUGAACUGACCAGGUUGAAGUGCCUGCACGAAGAGAACGAACGUCAGCGGCAACACGAGGAGACCAUGGAGCAGCUGCACCUGCAGGCACCUCCUCGGCUGUUCCCAGGAGGAUUCCAAGACCUCCUGCUCCCCCAGAAUCAAUUUGCCAUGUUCCUGUAUUGCUUCAUCUUCAUUCACGUCAUCUACGUCACCAAAGAGAUGAUUUUCUUCCUCUUCACCAAACAUUACCUCUUCUGCAUUGCUGCCAUUCUGCUCUGUUUGAUUAAAACCUUGUGGUCUUAUGUCCCCGUGCCCCCCUGCUCUACCCACCUGAUGGUCCACCAUGGAAACUUAACUUUCAAGUAG